AUGGAGGAUUAUUUUGCGCAGAUCACUCCGCAACAGCUGGAAUACUAUGCUUGGAUUCUGAAUGAAGUCAGAGAACAGUUUGAUGAGACACUGGAACGCUUACGUACACUUGACGAGGCAUUGGACUAUAUAAAGAAUCAACUUCACGAUAUCUCGCAUCGUCUGAAGCGCAUGGAGAAGAUGGACAGACACUCAAAAGUGCAGAGCCAAGCGAAUUGA
Molecule: messenger RNA, 219 nt
Organism: Cylicocyclus nassatus
Lineage: Eukaryota; Metazoa; Nematoda; Chromadorea; Rhabditida; Strongylidae
Source: the annotation of a GenBank genome assembly